Messenger RNA from Danaus plexippus (monarch butterfly), 3317 nucleotides. It is a transcript of the gene Apn3, whose product is annotated as membrane alanyl aminopeptidase-like. Gene Ontology annotation, molecular function: zinc ion binding; metalloaminopeptidase activity; peptide binding. The record is from RefSeq and is a predicted model, not a curated record. Gene Ontology annotation, cellular component: cytoplasm. NCBI's taxonomy places the organism in Eukaryota, Metazoa, Arthropoda, Insecta, Lepidoptera, Nymphalidae. The coding region runs from base 136 to 3126 and encodes 996 amino acids. Gene Ontology annotation, biological process: proteolysis; peptide catabolic process. The transcript is spliced from 15 exons.
UUUCGUAUCGCAUAUCUGUAAUGAUACAAUAAACAAAGACAAAAUGAUAUCAUAUGACAAUAAAAAAUAUAUAUCAUGUAAGGAAAUCCAGUCGCCAAAUUAUCGGACUAUUUAACUGUCGCCUGUGAUAUCAGGAUGGCGACAAUGAAUGUGAUCUUUUUAUUUUUAAUGUGGACCUACGCUAGUGGAUUAUCUAGUCCACCAGUUACAAGGAAUACAAUUUUUGGCGAUGAAAAACAAAUAGGAGAAAUAUUUGAAAAUAUUGACACUGUUAAGGAUGACGCUGAUAAUUAUACGUUAUACCGACUUCCUACAACCACACGCCCAAAACAUUACGAUAUUUUAUGGACCAUUGAUACCUACAAACGUGUGUUUGAUGGCCAAGUUGAUAUAGAACUAUAUGCCACUCAACCAAAUGUUAGUGAAAUCGUAAUUCAUGCCCAUGAAAUGAAUUAUUCCUUUGUGGAACUAAAAUAUAAUGACGCAAUUAUAUCACGGCAAUAUAGCUUACUACCUGAGGCACAGUUUAUGAGAAUCAUACUGCAAAAUAGUUCUAUGGAAUACAAUGCGUCUAACCCGGUCGUAUACGUACUUAGCGUUGGAUUUAAUGCAGCUCUAAGAAAAGAUAUGCUCGGAAUAUAUGAAAGUUGGUACAGAAACCCUGGAGGAGAAGAAAAGUGGAUGGCUACAACUCAGUUCCAAGCAACUGCAGCUCGAAAGGCUUUUCCUUGCUAUGACGAGCCUAGUUUUAAAGCAACAUUCAACAUAACUAUAAGACGUCCAACCGAACUAAAAAGUUGGUCACUUACACGUAAAUUGUAUACGGAGAAUGCAACUCUAGCAGGUUACCAAAAUGACGUUUAUAGUAAGACACCAGUCAUGUCCACUUAUCUCCUUGCUUUAAUUGUUGCUGAUUAUGACAGUAUAACUUUACCUAGCAAUGUGAGUGAACAAUUACAUUACGAGGUUAUUGGAAGAAGAUCAGUACUUAGAAGUCAAGGAAACUAUGCCCUGUACCUAGGAAAGAAUCUAACUGAAGUUAUGGGUAUUCAUACGGGCAAAGAUUACUUCAGCUUGCAUGAGAAUCUAAAAAUGACACAUGCUGCUAUUCCUGAUUUUGAUGCUGGUGCUAUGGAAAACUUCGGACUUAUUACGUACAGAGAAGCGUACUUAAUGUAUGACACAGAGCAUACAAAUGAUUAUUUUAAACAAAUAAUAGCUUAUAUCCUGUCCCAUGAGAUAGCUCACAUGUGGUUUGGUAACUGGGUUACCUGUGACUUUUGGGAUAGUUUAUGGUUAAACGAAGGUUUCGCUAGGUACUACCAAUACUUCUUGACACAUUGGGUUGAAGGUUAUAUGGGUUUAGAUUCUCGCUUUAUUAACGAGCAACUUCAUACGUCGCUUCUAGCUGAUUCGUCUGACACCGCCCAUGCAUUGACCAAUCCAAAAGUUGGUAGUCCGAGUUCAAUACGCGGUAUGUUUGAUACUAUAACUUACAACAAAGGUGCAUCUGUGAUACGUAUGACUGAACAUCUUCUCGGUUCAGAAAUACUCGAAAUGGGCUUACAAAAAUAUUUAGCUGAUAAUGCAUAUAAAACCGCACGACCAAUUGAUCUUUUCGAAGCACUGCAAAACGUGAGUUUGUCCACUGGCGCAAUUUCUCAGUACAGAAACUUCUCGUUUAUUGAAUAUUAUAGAAGUUGGACUGAACAGGCUGGGCACCCGAUAGUUAAUGUGCAAGUUAAUCAUAAAACUGGAGAUAUGGUGAUUACACAGCGCCGUUUUAACAUAAAUACUGGUUUUUCCCGCAAUAACAAACAGUAUGUUAUUCCGCUCUCAUUCACAAGUGCUGACAAUAUAGAUUUUAAUAACUUAAAACCGAGUCACAUUAUGAGGGAUGGUGUUAUCGUGAUUAAUCGGGGUAGUGUAGGAAACCACUGGGUCAUCUUCAAUAAACAGCAGACAGGAUUUUACAGAGUCAACUAUGAUGAUUACACUUGGGAUCUCAUAACUGCUGCCCUCCGGAGUUCAAACAGAACCUUGAUUCACGAAUAUAAUAGAGCACAAAUUGUAAACGAUGUGUUUCAAUUCGCAAGAUCUGGCAUAAUGUCUUAUAAUAAAGCUUUCAACAUUCUGUCAUUCCUGGAGAAUGAAACUGAAUAUACUCCCUGGGUUGCUGCAAUUACUGGCUUUAACUGGCUUAGGAAUAGAUUCGCUGGUACCAAUUAUUUAGCACCACUCGAGGAGCUUAUCACAAAAUGGGCAUCAACGGUCAUGAAUCAGCUCACAUACUAUCCCCGACAAAAUGACACUUUCAUGACUUCAUACUUAAGAUACCAGCUUGCACCAUUCAUGUGCAGGAUGAAUGUUCGACGGUGCCUUGACGCUGCUGAAUCACAAUUUCGUGCAUUAGUUAACAAUCAAACGGAGGUCCCAGUUAACAGUAGAAACUGGGUGUACUGCCAUGCACUAAGGCUUGGUUCUAAGGCAGAUUUUGACUAUCUCUGGCAACGUUUUAACACGCACAAUGUCUAUACGGAGAAGAUUUUACUCCUCAUGACCUUAGGAUGUACAAAUGAUGAAGAAUCCUUAAAUACUUUGCUGAAUAAUAUCGUUGAAGAGAAUUUCGUUAUACGAAAACAAGAUUAUACAACGGCUUUCAACACCCUACUCAAUGAAAACUAUGAAAACGUACGGAUUGCCUUUCGCUUUAUCCAAAGAAACCUCACACAAGUACUGAAAGCAUUCGACGGUGCAAGUCCGAUUACCAACAUAGCCUCUAGAUUAAGAUCAUCACAAGACAUCAAUGCUUUUAAAAGUUGGGCUUCACAAAACAAUAAUACACUGGGAAAUUAUUACAAGGGUAUUGUAGAGCAGGCUCAGUCUACCCAGAGCAGUUUGGAUUGGGCUUUUGAAGUUCAAGACGAUAUUGGUCAGUAUCUUCAGGAAGGUGAUACAGAAAUUACCACGACAACAUUUGCACCACCAACGACACCACAAAUAUCAACAAUUUCUCCCCCACCUUUGGUUGAACCGGACUCACCCAAUUUACCGGAUUCCUCCGUCACAACUAUGAUAUCAUUAUCGCUUAUCAUAAUAACAGCAAUUGUUCAUUACUUGAUAUAAGUAUAUAAUAAUAUUUAUAAUAGUCAUAAAAAUAAAAUUAAUCUUUAUAACUAAUAUUUUGAAACAAGUUCCUGUAUUUGCACACGACCUUUGGUCUGAUAAGAUUAAAAGAUAUAUAAUUUUGUGAGUUUUAAAUAUUUAUAACAAAACAAGUACAUUUCAUGCUGUAUCUACAUCUGUAUUUAUGAAAA